AUGAUCCUCGCCGUGCUCGUCGCGCUCAUUCCUUCGUUGGACGCGACGACGCACCACGAGAUAGUGUCGGACGUGCGCUGGAAUGACACGGACGGCAACUCAGUCGAGGCGCAUGGUGGGUGCGUGCUCCGAUCGCCGCUCGACGGAAUCUGGUACUUGUAUGGCGAGACUCGAAAAGGCGUCUCGAACCGCAAGACGCCUCCCACCGUGGACUAUCUGACGCAGGGCAUCAAUUGCUACUCGUCCGCCUCGCUGGCUGGUCCGUGGCGGUUUGAGGGCACAAUCUUGCGCCAGCAGCAUGUAGUGGUGCCCGGUCUCCGGGGCCCUUGGAUCAUGCAGAGACCCAAGGUGCUGUUCAAUCCGCGCACGAGGCAGUUUGUGCUGUGGUUCCACCUCGAUCAGCCCAAGCAGCACUACCAGAGCCACAGAUCCUCCGCCGUGAGGAGCGCCUACCCGAUGAAGAGCGUCGGCAGGGCAACCGCAGACCGGGCGGCUGGACCGUUCACCUUCGCGGGCAGUCUGCUCCCCGACAACCACAGCUCGCUCGACAUGUCGCUGUUCGCCGACCCGGACGAGCCGGCAAGGGCGUACUUGUUGCGCGACGUCGACCACAAAUUCAUCGCAAUCUCACGCCUGAGCGACGACUUUCUGCACACGACGGGGGUCAUCUCGAAGCUCUGCGAGCCAAACCCGAGGCGUGCGGGCAGACGGCGCAACCGCGACAAGUGCGAAGCCCCGGCCAUGUUCAAGCUACACGGCCUGCACUACGUCAUCACCUCUGGGCAAAGCGGCUGGGCUUCGAACCCUCUGACGCUAUGGCGCAGCAGCGGCGCGGCGCUGGAGGGGGCGCGCUGGACGCGACUGGGCAAUCCGGCGCCGACGCUCAGCUACACUCAGCCCGCGUACGUGGUGCAGCACGCUUCACCGCACGGUCCGCAUGCGGCGCCGCACCUCAUGUACAUGGGCGACAACUGGGUCCACUGCCAGCCGCCCGGCGACGCGUCGCUCAACGCAAUCACGCACGCGUGCUACCAGUGGCUGCCAAUCACUCUAGAGCGCGGGCCGCAGGCCGGCGCGAUGCCCGUCCGCAUCGACGCGCGGCGCAGCUGGGAC
Molecule: messenger RNA, 1113 nt
Organism: Emiliania huxleyi CCMP1516
Lineage: Eukaryota; Haptophyta; Isochrysidales; Noelaerhabdaceae
Exons: 1
Source: RefSeq, a predicted model, not a curated record